Molecule: messenger RNA, 643 nt
Organism: Hipposideros armiger (great roundleaf bat)
Lineage: Eukaryota; Metazoa; Chordata; Mammalia; Chiroptera; Hipposideridae
Gene: CRIPTO
Product: cripto, EGF-CFC family member
Exons: 6
Coding region: 20-571 (183 amino acids)
Molecular function (GO): growth factor activity
Source: RefSeq, a predicted model, not a curated record
GGCUCUGGACGGCAGGAAGAUGGCGUGCUUCUCCUCCAGGGUGAUUUUGAUCAUGGCCAUUUUCAAAGCCUUUGAACUGGGAUUAGUUGCUGGGUUGGACCACCAUGAACUUGCACGACUCUCACAGGGAGACCUGGCCUUCAGAGAUAACAGCCCUGGGUCCCAGGAGGAGCCUGCAAUUCAUCAUCAGUCUUCCCAGUUUGUGCCACCCAUGAGAAUCCAGGAUAGUAAGGAACUCAACAAAACCUGCUGUCUGAAUGGGGGAACCUGCAUGCUGGGGUCCUUUUGUGCCUGCCUCCCCUCCUUCUAUGGACGGAACUGUGAGCACGAUAGGCGCAAAGAGAACUGUGGGUCUGUGCCGCAUGACACCUGGCUGCCCAAGAAGUGUGCUAUGUGUAAAUGCUGGCACGGCCAGCUCCGCUGCUUCCCUCAGGCAUUCCUACCCGGCUGUGAUGGCCAUGUGGUGGACGAGCAUACUACAGCUUCCAGGACUCCAGAAUUAACACUGUCUAUAUGCACCAUUCUUAUGCUAGCUGGCAUCUGCCUUGCUAUAUAUACAGAGUUAAUAUGAAUCGACAUUUGCAUGCAACAUUCGUCAUGCAAAUUUCAUGACCUAUAAAGGAUGGCAUUCUAAUGUCCUAAC